Fusarium musae is the source of this 1101-nucleotide messenger RNA. RefSeq lists its product as uncharacterized. The record is from RefSeq and is a predicted model, not a curated record. Bases 1 to 1101 code for a protein of 366 amino acids. The transcript has 2 exons. Lineage: Eukaryota; Fungi; Ascomycota; Sordariomycetes; Hypocreales; Nectriaceae.
AUGCGCGAUUUGCACGUGGUGAAAUCGGAAGAAGACGUUCUGCCUCCGCUGGCAAGGUGGUCGUUGCUACCGCCAAAUCCGGAGGCUGUCUGGUACUUGCACCUCGAUGACAGAGCUGGUGGUCGACACUAUCUCAAGGUUCUGGAGUGUGAAAGCCCUGAGAUCACUGGCUAUUCAGCAUGCCUACUUGACGAAGACCUGCUUUACCUGCAUAGUCAUCGUGAGGGCGAGGACUUUUCAUUCUAUAGUGAAGGUCGGGGAGACCGACUACACGCAGUAUGGCUGUAUUUUCCAGUUGAGAAGAACGAGCGGAUCGUCGAAGUCUGGCGCCUGAGGAGAAGACCGGCAUUCUGGCGCGAUAUCCUUCUGCUAAGAACGAACAAGAGUCGCGUUUUCUUUCUAGGAGCCAACGCCAACAUGACCCAACCAGAUGCCAUCUUCGAACGUGUGGCCUUAUUGACCGCCAAACCUUCUCGUCUCUGGUUCAGUUCUCAGGGAGACGGUGUUGACUGUCUUGCAUUCGACUGUGAGGACAAACGCCAUGACAAGAAUGAAGCUCCCCCAUCUUUCCAUGACCCAUCUACAUGGUCCUCAAGGAUGAGUGUCCAGCAGAUCUUCAAUAAAUCGGUUAAACUUGGAGGUGUGACUGGACUCGUCCCCUGCAGAACUUGGAUCCCAGGAUCUACUGGGAUUGUCGGUCUCAUCUUCACCUACUCCGAUGGCUCGAGGGAGUCAGUAGGACAAAUCCGUCUCGAUCACCUCCUUCCACCCAUCGAGGUUGAUCCGGCCGGAGAGAUGUGGAUAGGAGCCAGACUGCUUCAGCCCAGCGGCGCGGUCGUUGAGUCAAUGAGAGUAAUUCCGUCCACUGGCCAAACCUUCCAUGGUGGGAACCCCUCCCAGGAAGGAUUGACUUGGUUGAGGAUACUUUGGAGGGGUCGCUUAGACUGGAACUUUCUGUAUAGAAAAUGCUUCAUCAAUGUCAGCGAUCAGGCCAAUGUAAAUCAGCACAUGAGCAUUGAUAUGUUGCUGGAGAGCUGGGCCGGGAGAGAGUGGGAGAAAGAGGAGGUGUCAGGGCAGCAACUUGUUGUGCGUGCCCAUUGA